This is a messenger RNA of Adineta ricciae, 1371 nucleotides long. Lineage: Eukaryota; Metazoa; Rotifera; Eurotatoria; Adinetida; Adinetidae. The record is from the annotation of a GenBank genome assembly.
AUGGCCACGACACCGAUUACACAAGAAAAAGUGCAUAAAGCGAAACUGUCGAUCGAGAAUUUUUAUGCCAAUUUGAUUAAUCAAUAUGAAGAACGGGAAGAGAGAUAUCGUCGAUUGGAAGAAGUGAUGAAUGUGGAAGGUUUAUCGGAACAGGAGAAACUGGAAAAACGGCAUUCGCAUGCGACGAAAGAAACGGAAUAUCUACGUUUGAAACGGGUGAAGAUGAGUGCAGAUGAUUUCGAACCAUUGAAAGUUAUUGGUCGUGGUGCUUUUGGAGAAGUUCGUUUGGUACAAAAGCGCGAUACGGGCCAUAUUUAUGCGAUGAAAAUCUUACGAAAAGAAGAUAUGCUAUUACGUGAACAAGUUGCACAUGUUCGCGCGGAACGCGAUGUUCUUGUUGAAGCUGAUCAUACAUGGACAGUUAAAAUGUUUUACUCAUUUCAAGAUGCACGGAAUUUAUAUUUGAUCAUGGAAUUUCUUCCCGGAGGUGAUCUGAUGACACUGUUGAUUCAUAAGGAGAUUUUCAGCGAAGAUAUGACACAAUUUUAUGUUGCUGAAACAGCCGAAGCGAUUGAAUCUAUUCAUCGACUUGGAUUUAUUCAUCGAGAUAUCAAGCCAGAUAAUCUUUUACUUGAUGCCAAAGGUCAUAUUAAACUUUCGGAUUUUGGCUUAUGUACAGGUUUGAAAAAAGCACACCGAACCGAAUUCUAUCGGGAUAUUCAAAGCAUGCGACCGCAAGAUUUCACAGCUACUUCAGUUGAUUCCAAACGGCGAGCUGAGACAUGGAAGAAAAACCGUCGUGCCCUGCUUUAUUCUCCAAUCGAGGCCUAUUCAACUGUUGGUACGCCAGAUUACAUUGCACCGGAAGUUUUCAAACAAUGUGGUUAUAAUCAUAAAGCUGAUUGGUGGUCGUUGGGUGUCAUCAUGUACGAAAUGUUAAUUGGUUACCCACCGUUUUGUGCAGAAAAUCCUCAAGAAACAUUCCAAAAAGUCAUGAAUUAUCGUGAAACACUUGUUUUUCCACCGGAGAUUCCAAUAUCAAACGUUGCAAAAGAUCUGGUUCUCAAAUUUUGUACUGAUGCCGACCGACGUUUAGGCUCACUGGAAGAUAUUCGCAGUCAUUCGUUCUUUUUGGGCGUUGAUUGGGAUCAUAUACGCGAUCGACCAGCAGCUUAUCAGCCACGUGUUCGGUCCAUUGACGAUACGGCAAACUUCGAUGAUUUUCCUGAUGUGGAUCUCAAAUUACCAUCACCGGCCAAGGACAGUGAAGUUCAAGUUCAUGAUUGGUUAUUUAUUAAUUAUACUUAUAAACGUUUUGAUGGAUUAACUGCCAAGCCAAAAUUAAAAAUGCCUUCAUCAUCCACUAGCUGA